AUGACAACAUUCUUUUCAACUUUAUCUCUUUUAACAGUAAUUUUAUAUAUAGGCCCGGCUUUAGAAUAUUUACCAAAGAUAGUCUCAGCCUGUACUUCUUUAAAUAAAUUUGGAGAAUUACGUCAAUUAUGGCCUCUUUUCAAAAUUGAUUUUGCAAUUUUUAUUGUCAGUUUCCUCCUCACAGUUUGUUACGAUAUGGCUGAGGGGUUAACGCUUUCAGCGCUUUUUAGUGCUUUUACUAUUGUUUUUCGUGAUCAGUGGCCAAAAUGGCACUUUUUAACACACGAUGAAGAAUUAAAUGAAUAUAAAGAAGCUGAAAGAAAACAACAAUUUUUACAGCACCAAAUAGCCGCUGGGGGGCACGCUUUUAUCAUUCGUUAUGAUGCUCCUUUGAUAUUUACAAGUGUACAUAAAUUUAAUAAAGUUUAG
This is a messenger RNA of Meloidogyne enterolobii, 429 nucleotides long. Lineage: Eukaryota; Metazoa; Nematoda; Chromadorea; Rhabditida; Meloidogynidae. The record is from the annotation of a GenBank genome assembly.